AUGUCUCGCAGCCGUUCUCCGGUGGGUGAACUGGGAGACACCAGGGUCCGCUCGGACGGCAUCGAGCUAUGGGUUGCGUUGACCUCAGAGCAGGUCGCCUUGUUGGACUCAGAAGAUGGAUCUCCUCCUGAUCCAUACUCCAAGCGCUAUGGCCUUCGGCGCCGAGCGGCUGAAGCCUUGGAACGUGCCCUUUCUUUCAUGCAGUGGCGCCCGGAUGGAGAGACUCGCCCUACACUCCAUCAGCAAGAUUUCACGCUGUGCAAGAUCGAUAUUACCGCCAAAGGCUACUUAUUCCUCUGCGAAACAAGACAGCUGGAAUCGAGGAAGCAAGGCCAGUGGCGCCUCAUUGGUAACCUCCGAUCAAAGUUGACUGCGCAAGUGGUGGACGGGGAAGCCCCCAUCCUCGUCUAUGAAGUAAGACCGGACAGGCAUCAGAUAUGCUAG
Messenger RNA from Symbiodinium sp. CCMP2456, 444 nucleotides. NCBI's taxonomy places the organism in Eukaryota, Dinophyceae, Suessiales, Symbiodiniaceae. The record is from the annotation of a GenBank genome assembly.